This is a messenger RNA of Prunus armeniaca (apricot), 345 nucleotides long. The record is from the annotation of a GenBank genome assembly. Lineage: Eukaryota; Viridiplantae; Streptophyta; Magnoliopsida; Rosales; Rosaceae.
AUGGUUAUGAUCGUUUUACGGAGACUGAGCUUCAAGGUUUUUAAGCUGUUCAGUGCUCAUGGGGAGAGACCCCAAUGGGUUGAGAUUGAAAGUAUUGGAAAUGAAGCUCUGUUUUUGGGUACCAAUCAAUCCAUUUGUGUCUCUGCGCUGGACUUUCCAGGUUGUCAGCCAAAUUCCUUAUACUUCACUGAUGAUUGUGUGGAUGUGGAAUACCAUAAACCUAAAGGGCCUCAUGACAUGGGUACCUUCGACUUGGAAAAGAGAAGCAUGGGAACACAUUACUGCUUGGAUCGUUCGCAGAAGCACGUGCCACCAACAAUUUGGAUCUUGCCCUCUAUGGUGUGA